AUGUCUCCAGCAGCCGUAACCUCGACCCCUCCUCCCGCUACAACACCCCACACGAACGGAAAAUCGUCUACCAAACCUGUCAUAACACCUUCGUCGACAGUUACCUCGCAAAUCCCCGCUUGGGUUAAACCCGACCUUUCCCGUCUCCUUCGCGUAGAACAUAACCCAGGUGCUUUUACCUCACGCUCAGUUUCUCUUGUCAACCUUCCCCCAGGCGCAGUCUUUGCCCGCAUCACAAACCCCACACCAGCCACCGUAGCGUACUCCUCUGUCCAAGCUUCGCGCGACCUCCACAUAGAGCUCAACUGCGACCUCGUCUACAUAAACCACAGCUGCAAGCCCAGUCUAGUGUUCGACAUGCAGCGCUGGGAAGUAAGGGUUUCGGAGGAUGGAGAGGGGCUGAAGGAGGGCGAUGAGCUCACAUUCUUCUACCCGAGUACGGAGUGGAGUAUGGCUCAGCCGUUCAACUGCUUGUGUAAGACGGGAGAGUGUGCGGGAGAAAUUAAGGGGGCGAAGGAUAUGAGUAGGGAGGUAUUGGGAAGGUAUUGGUUGAACAAGCAUAUUGAGGAGAUGCUUGUCGAGAGGGAUGGGCAGUAG
Molecule: messenger RNA, 597 nt
Organism: Alternaria burnsii
Lineage: Eukaryota; Fungi; Ascomycota; Dothideomycetes; Pleosporales; Pleosporaceae
Exons: 1
Coding region: 1-597 (198 amino acids)
Source: RefSeq, a predicted model, not a curated record